AUGGAUCUAGUUUCUGUUUCAAAAUUGAAGAGCGGGCCCGGAAAAGGAAAGAGAUUGAGGAGAAAGUGCAUGCCAAAGAGGAAGAAACACAUCAUCUCCAAGCAAGAACCCAGGAAAAGAAAUGCUGAUUGUUCAUUUGAUUUACGUUGUGCUAUGUGCAAGAAAAGAAAGAAGCAGAGAUCAAAAAGCUAUGGAGAAAUCUCAAUUUCAAAGCAAAUCCCAUGCCCGCCUUCUACUGUGAGCCUGACCACCGCUCAGAAAAAACCAAGGUUUCUUGGGGUUCAAAAGCUAAUGUACUUAAUCAACAUAAAAGUUCUUUAUGAAGCUAGAGGAGAAAGUGCAUACCAAAGAGGAAGAAACACGUCAGCUCCAAGCGAGAAAACAGGAAAGAAAGAAGCAGAGAUCAAACAGCUACGGAGAAAUCUCAAUUUCAAAGCAACUCCCAUGCCUGCCUUUUACCGUGAACCUGGCCGCUGCUCAGAAAUAAACAAGGAUGGACAGAGCUGGGAGGAGGCAGGAGCAAGAGCUGCAGUCAGAGGCGAUGAAGGGUUGACAGAAAGAGAAAUUCUAGAUGUUCUGAGGGCAAAAACUGAUAUUUUCUGUGUUGAAACUAGGAGCUAGCAAGUAAAACUAAAUCACAAAGUAGGCCUUCGACUGCAGCAGGGGCUAGAGUUACUAGUGCAACUGAGAACACUGUUCGUUGUUUAAGGGCAUAAGUUUAUAACAGAUGUUCCACUAAUGAACGUCUAAAUGUGACCGAUUCACCACAGGUAUUAGAAGUAACUAUUCAUCCUUCAGCAGAGUUAUCAGACAGCAGCGUGCCUUCAGUUGCAACAAGCAAAACGUCCAAACAAACCCAAUCAAAUAGAACAGUAGCUCCAAAGAGAGAGCAAGAGAAAAGGCAGGUCGCGAAUUAUCCAAGACCAAGAACAUCAGAUUCUAUCAGGAGGAACA
This is a messenger RNA of Capsicum annuum, 954 nucleotides long. RefSeq lists its product as uncharacterized. The transcript is spliced from 8 exons. Lineage: Eukaryota; Viridiplantae; Streptophyta; Magnoliopsida; Solanales; Solanaceae. The record is from RefSeq and is a predicted model, not a curated record. The coding region runs from base 1 to 621 and encodes 206 amino acids.